GGGUUAGAAAUAUACCUCACAGAACCCGCUUCAAACAUUAAUUUUAAACACACCUUUCUUUUUCUUGUUCUUCUCUCAGUUUACCUCAUUAGAAGCAUCGGGAAGCGUAUUCUAGAAGCACAAUGAAGUUUUUUCUGUUACUUUGCCUAGUUGGCACCUCGCUGGCUAUUGACAAAGCCCAAUUGCAUGGAUUAAAAAAUCUGUUAACGAACCUGCACUCUGGGGUAUUCACUACGUGUCAGCUGGUCUUGUUCAGUGAAAUGGUCGACUAUGAUACUGCUGAGAAGAACUGUCAGAAUUUCAACAUUGGUAUGGGAGACGUACAGGGCCACCUGGCCACAGUAAACGACAGUGAAAAGAACUCCGACCUAAAACUCCUUCUGAACAUGGCUUAUCCUUACAAAGGGUGGAAAAACCAAUGGGCUGCUGACCAAUGGGUUUGGGCUGGACUCAGGAAGACAAAGAACAACGAUGGAAGCGAUACGAGCAUGAAAUACAAGCCAGAGGACUGGUCCUGGGCUGCUGAUGAAACAAGCCCCAAGGAAUUCCACAAAUGGAUGAGGAAACAGCCGGAUCAAAAACCCGAGAUCAGGAGAAACGGAGUGACGUUACUCCAGAACCAAAUGAGGAUCAACCACAAAGGACACUGGGACGAUACCUUCAAGUACAAGAAACAUCCCUACGCUUGUGAUUACCAAGGUAAAUACAUUAUCUCCGCGAACUCUAAGACUUGGAGCCAGAGUAAAGCUGAGUGCGAGGCUGCAGGAUUGGAGCUAGCUAAAGUGAGAUCUGAUGCUGAGGUUGAAGAGAUCAUUAAAUCUGCUGAUUACUUCCUCGGGAGUAAAGCUGACAGUGUGAAAGUGUGGGAUAAGGAGAACUGGAUCUGGCUGGGUGGAACUGAUGAAGAGGAGGAGGGUGUGUGGAAGUGGGUGGAUGGAAGUCCUAUUGACAAGAAAAUUAUGAACUGGAGGAACCCUAACCCUGAUAACGCUGAGUUUAUAAAGGACCAUGCUGAACACUAUUUGGCUAUCUCCAGGGAUGGUCAGUUUGAUGAUUCGUUUGAUCAUAGGAGUAGACACAGAGCUUUCGCAUGUCAGUGUCCAGGUACGUAGGUUGGUGACGUAUUGCUGUGUGACACGUGAUCUGACACGUGAUGUGACACGUGGACUUACAACUUUGAUAGCCCUCUGAUGAAAGACUCAAAAUUCUAGUAGAAAAGUAGAGAAAAAGAUUUUUCCCAGUAUGUUUGAAGUAGCUGAAUUUUUUCGUGGAUAGAAUUUUGCUGUAUGUUGUAUAGUCAAAGAUAUAUAAAUAA
This is a messenger RNA of Bolinopsis microptera, 1315 nucleotides long. Its product is annotated as C-type mannose receptor 2-like. Lineage: Eukaryota; Metazoa; Ctenophora; Tentaculata; Lobata; Bolinopsidae. Gene Ontology annotation, biological process: biological process involved in interspecies interaction between organisms. The record is from RefSeq and is a predicted model, not a curated record. Gene Ontology annotation, molecular function: carbohydrate binding. The coding region runs from base 123 to 1112 and encodes 329 amino acids. The transcript is spliced from 2 exons. Gene Ontology annotation, cellular component: external side of plasma membrane.